This is a messenger RNA of Gossypium raimondii (Peruvian cotton), 17133 nucleotides long. Its product is annotated as midasin. The transcript has 77 exons. Gene Ontology annotation, molecular function: ATP hydrolysis activity; ATP binding. Gene Ontology annotation, cellular component: nucleus; preribosome, large subunit precursor. Lineage: Eukaryota; Viridiplantae; Streptophyta; Magnoliopsida; Malvales; Malvaceae. Gene Ontology annotation, biological process: ribosomal large subunit assembly; rRNA processing. The record is from RefSeq and is a predicted model, not a curated record. Bases 315 to 16673 code for a protein of 5452 amino acids.
UUCUUCUCAAAUAUAUAAAUAGAAAAGCGCUUCGUUUUGAAAAACCCUAAACCCUGAAAGAAAGGACAGAACUUCAAGUAGCUCAAGCAAGAGGUAGCACAGCAAGGAAGAAAUGAACUAAAAAUACAUUUGAUUUUUCUUUUCCUUUUACUCUUAAUUUUUUUUCUUUUAAAGUGAUUUUGCAGGUUAAAACGCAAAGAAAAGCGGCGUUGCUUCCGAGCCGUGCAUCUCUUUUUCUGGAUUAAAAAGCUACGUUUUGUUUUUGUAAUUAAUAUAUAGUUUGUUUGUUUAUUUUUUUUUGUCUUGAGGGAGAAAUGUCUAUGGACGGGAGUUUUAGUCUUGAAUUGUCACUUCAGAGGUUUUUUGCUCGCUGUCCUAAGGUUGGGCGUGUUCGGCGCUUCCAGUCCCUUGUGGAAAAGGGAUGCCUGGUGACUGAAGAAGAAGUAGUGAGUUCUCUGGCAGAGUUACUUCUCCACCCUAAAUACACAAUUCCAUUGAUUGGGUGCUUUCGCCCAAUAGCACGAAGAGUGGUGGACAAAGCUGUGACUUUGCUAAGGCUUGUGCCUAGUUUGAGGUCAAAUUUAGGUGCUAGUGUUGCUGAAUCAGGAUAUCUUGAUGAUGAAGAAGUUAUUAAUGUUAUUGAGUUCCAUAUUCAACAUGGGAGGGGUUUGGAUCUUCAUGAGCUUGCUUGCCUAGCUUUCUGCCGUGCCCUUGAUUUGGCUCCUUUUUUGUUGGGGUCUGCAUUAAAUUACUUCAAAUUUGCUCCUCCUCCUUUUGAGCGCAUUUUGAUGAAAGGGAGUGAUUUAGAGCUAUCUGCAGAGGUUAUUACUCAUUACUUGCAUGUCGUGCGGACAUCUUAUCGCCUUCUGGUUGUGGAAACCAAUGUUUUCUCUAAAUAUUGGGAUUGGUCAUGUUUCUUGGACUUCGUAAGGGAGGUUGUAAAUCUUGAUCAAGGCAGUGAUAUCAGCUUUCAAAAGGAUAUCUCUGACAUAAGAUGGUGUGGCAUACGGAUUCUAUCUGUAAUCUUAAAUAUGAAUGACAAGGCAGUCUCAAAGUUUGGUGUUGGGGCCGAAGAAGCACAUUCUUGUUUUCUGCGAUGGGAGGAAUUCUGCCAAGAUAUAGCUAUUGAGAAAGCUGGUGCAUAUUUUGGAACCUUUGAACACAAUAAGUUGGAUUCUGAAAAUAUAGAACUUAGUUUCAGCCAAGAAAACUACCAGCAAUCUUGUGGCCUUUGUUCUUUUACAUCAUCACAAUUUCAUGAAAGUGAGCCACCUUUAAGAAAUCAGAGGCUGGUGGAGUGGGGUGAUAAGUCAGCUGGAAUACCUUUUGUCAUGACUUCUAGAUCAAAGCGAAGUUUUGAGAUGGUGCUCUUGGCCGUCAGCCAAAAAUGGCCUGUUCUUCUGUAUGGCCCUGCAGGUGCUGGGAAAUCUGCCCUUAUUAGCAAGAUGGCCUCUGAUAGUGGGAACCAUGUUCUUUCUAUUCACAUGGAUGAUCAAAUUGAUGGAAAAACAUUGGUUGGGAGUUAUGUUUGUACUGAGCAACCUGGUGAAUUUAGAUGGCAGCCUGGAUCACUUACUCAGGCUGUUCUGAAUGGAUUUUGGGUUGUAUUUGAGGAUAUUGACAAAGCACCGUCAGAUGUACUAUCUAUUAUAUUACCGUUGUUAGAAGGUUCAAGCUUAUUUAUAACUGGUUUCGGGGAGGAAAUUAGGGUGGCCGAGAGCUUCCGUUUAUUUUCAACUAUUUCUACUUCCAAAAGUGAUAUCUCUCACGGAAUAGAAGGUGGGAAUUUAAAUGGAGUCCUGUGGAGGAAAGUGAUGAUUGAGCCACCAAGUAAUCUUGACUUAGAAAAGAUAGUAGCAGCAUGGUAUCCAAAUUUGGAGCCUCUUGCUAAAAAGCUUGUAGAAACUUUUGAAGGGGUUAACUCCGUCUAUCUACACCAAUCUGUGGACUUCAAUCCUGGAAAAUCUGUUUCCUUAAGUUCACUCAGCAAGUUCUCAUUGAGGGAUCUACUCAAGUGGUGCAAGAGAAUUGCUGGAUUGGGUUAUAGUUUUACGUCUGAUGUUCUGCCAGCCUCUGAACGCUCUUGUAUUUAUCAGGAGGCUGUGGAAAUUUUUGCUAGCUUUUCUACAUCAGUUGGAAACAGGCUGGCUAUAAUGAAAGAGGUUGCAAAGAAGUGGGCGGUUUCAACUUAUCAGGCAGAGACGUUGUAUCCUCACGAUGAACCUAUAAUUAAGGAUUUGUUAUCUGAACUUAGGAUUGGACGAGUCACUCUUCAACGAACUGAAGCAACUUUAUAUGAUGAGAAGAGACCUUUUGUCAAGAUUCGUAGUUCUUUGCAUAUACUUGAGAGAAUAGCUUGCUCUGUUAAGUACAAUGAGCCUGUUCUAUUGGUUGGUGAAACUGGCACAGGGAAGACUACACUUGUGCAGAAUCUAGCUAUGAGGCUAGGGCAGAAACUUACUGUUCUGAACUUAAGUCAGCAAAGUGAUGUUGCUGAUCUAUUAGGAGGAUUCAAGCCUAUGGAUGCUCGGUCUAUUUGCAUUCCCCUAUACAAUGAAUUUAAAUUUCUUUUUUCAAGGGCAUUUUCUUUGAAGGGAAACGAUGAAUAUUUUGCUCGUUUGCAAGAGCUUUUGUGCAGUAAGAAUUGGGAGAAGUUACUUCGUAAACUUAAGAAUGGUGUUAAUUUAUUCAAAAAGUUAAUCGAAGAAGAGAGGUCUGGUUCAGCAAGAAAGCGGAAAAAACCUUUAGAUGUGGAAAAGAAAGUAAAAGCUUGGGAGGAUUUUUCUGCUAGACUUGAAACUGCUCACAGGCAGAUUGCUUCUUCUGGGAUGGUGUUCUCCUUUGUAGAAGGUGUCUUUGUGACUGCGCUUAGAAAUGGUCAGUGGGUUUUGCUUGAUGAGGUGAAUUUGGCUCCUCCUGAGAUUUUGCAGAGAGUUAUUGGCGUUCUUGAAGGCGAGAAUGGGUCACUUUGUUUAGCUGAAAGAGGUGAUGUCAGUAAUAUUAACCGGCAUCCUAAUUUUCGUGUAUUUGCUUGCAUGAAUCCUGCAACUGAUGCUGGGAAGCGGGAUUUGCCAUAUGCUUUACGGAGUAGAUUUACAGAAUACUUUGUUGAUGAUAUAUUGGAGGACCAAGAUUUGGACAUAUUUAUUCAAAAAUUUUUGGGUGACAGUGGAUCAGGUAGUGAUCUAGUAGAAAGAAUUAGGUGUCUUUAUAAAGUAGCCAAGAAGGAUUCUGAGGAAAGGCUGCAAGAUGGGGCCAAUCAAAAGCCACAAUACAGUUUAAGGUCUCUGUACAGGGCACUAGAAUUUACAAGGAAAGCAGAGAGAAAAUUUGGGUUUCAGAAUGCAAUUUAUGAUGGUUUCUAUAUGUUUUUUGUUAGUUUAUUGGAUAGGCCAAGUGCGAAGAAAAUGAAGGAAAGGAUUUUGCACUAUCUGUUAAGAGGAAGUAAACCUUCUUAUGUACCAUUUCAUCAGUACAUAAUGAUUAAAGAAAACUCCAGUUCUAAUGAAUUCUUGAAGAACUAUGUGCUGACUGAGACUAUUAAGAAGCAUCUAAGGAACUUGUCACGCGCUGUUUUUAUUAAAAGAUAUCCUGUUCUUUUACAAGGUCCAACUUCUAGUGGGAAGACUAGCCUUGUUCAGUAUCUUGCUACCAUCACUGGUCAUGAAUUUGUUAGGAUAAAUAAUCAUGAACACACUGAUCUGCAGGAGUAUUUAGGUACUUACAUAACCGAUGCCCAUGGGAAGCUUGUAUUUCAGGAGGGUGUGUUGGUUAAAGCAGUUCGAAAUGGUUACUGGAUUGUUUUGGAUGAGUUAAAUUUGGCUCCAACUGAUGUUCUAGAGGCACUAAACCGGUUGCUUGAUGAUAACAGGGAGCUCUUUGUGCCUGAACUGCGUGAAACAAUUCGAGCACAUCCAAAUUUCAUGCUAUUUGCGACUCAAAAUCCACCUACUUUAUAUGGUGGGCGUAAAAUGCUUUCUCGAGCAUUUCGCAAUCGGUUUGUGGAGAUUCAUGUUGAUGAAAUACCAGAAGAUGAAUUGAGCACAAUUUUGAAGCAAAGGUGUCAGAUACCUGAAAGCUAUGCCAAGAAAAUGGUUGAGGUUAUGAAGGAGUUGCAGCUGCAUCGCCAAAGCAGCAAAGUAUUUGCUGGAAAACAUGGAUUUAUAACUCCAAGGGACUUGUUCCGUUGGGCUGAUCGCUUCAGAAUUUCUGGGAUAUCUUAUGAAGAUUUGGCCAGGGAUGGAUAUCACCUUUUGGCUGAGAGGCUACGGGUUGAGGAUGAGAAACGCGUGGUCCAAGAAGUUUUGGAGAGACAUCUACGUGUCAAACUUGUCAAAGAUGACUUAUACAAAUCGGAGUUGCUUGGUGAGGAGCCUGUUCCGGAGAGUCUUGGGAAUGUUAUCUUAACUAAAAGCAUGAGAAGAUUGUACUUUCUUGUUAGACGUUGCUAUAAGUUCCGUGAGCCAGUGCUCCUUGUUGGUGAAACUGGUGGUGGGAAGACUACAGUGUGCCAGUUACUGAGUAUUGCCUUGGGGUUAAAUUUACACAUUUUGAAUUGUCACCAGUAUACUGAAACGUCUGAUUUUCUUGGGGGUUUCUAUCCAAUUCGAGAUAGAUCUAGGUUGUCCUCGGAAUACGAACUUGUCAUUGAACGAUUGAAGCCAUUGAAGGCCCUUAUUAAUUUUCCUGAAGAGUUGGAUAUUUCUUCAGAUAUUAAUCGUGCUUCAUCAACUCUUAAUCAGCUGAAUGUAAUUAGCAGCAAAUACAGACAAGGGCUUCUUUCAAAUUCUGGUGUUACUUUGCAAGAUAUUGAUAAUUUAGAGGAGGUUAAACAGGAGCUUGAUCAGCUUAAUCGUAAAUGGAAGACAAUUUUUAUGUGGCAAGAUGGGCCUCUUGUCCAGUCUAUGAAGUCUGGUGACUUAUUUCUUGUUGAUGAAAUUUCUUUGGCUGACGAUAGUGUGCUGGAAAGGUUGAAUAGUGUGUUGGAGCCCGAAAGGAAACUGUCUUUGGCUGAGAAAGGAGGAAACUUUCUAGAGAAUAUUACAGCUCAUGAAAACUUCUUAGUUCUUGCAACUAUGAAUCCUGGUGGUGACUAUGGUAAAAAGGAAUUAUCUCCUGCUCUUCGUAAUCGAUUUACUGAGAUAUGGGUUCCAUCUGUCAACGAUUUGAUCGAGCUUAAGAGUAUUGCUUUGAAUAGAUUAUCCCGCUUUGAACUGUCUUAUAUUGUAAGCCCUAUGGUCAACUUCUACGAGUGGUUUAAUCAAUUGCAAAUUGGGAGGUUCCUCACUGUCAGAGAUCUUCUAUCUUGGGUAGCAUUUGUUAAUGUGUCUAAAUUGGGACCAGAGCAUGCGUUUAUUCAUGGUGCCUUCCUUGUUUUGCUUGAUGGAUUAAGUUUAGGGACUGGUCUUUCUAAAAAGGAUUGUUGUAAAUUGAGGGAAAGAUGCUUGUCUUUUCUUUUAGAGCUGUUACAGCUGGACAAUAAGAAUUUUUUGUACUCAAAACUGUCAAAAAUGGAGAACUAUGGUUGGGGCGAUAUAGGAGCACCUACAGAAGUUAACACAGAUAGCAUGCUACACAAUGAUGUCUUUGGUAUUGAUCCCUUUUAUAUUGAAAAAGGUUCUGAAAAGAUUGAAGCACGUGGAUUUGAGUUUUUGGCACCUACUACACGGAAAAAUGCGUUACGAAUGUUGAGGGCCAUGCGACUUUCAAAGCCAGUUCUAUUGGAAGGUAGUCCAGGUGUUGGGAAGACAAGUUUGAUAGUUGCAUUAGGAAAAUUUUCGGGGCAUAAAGUUGUUCGCAUAAACUUAUCUGAGCAGACUGACAUGAUGGAUUUGCUGGGGUCUGACUUGCCUGUCGAGAGUGAUGAAGGAAUGAAGUUUUCUUGGUCUGAUGGAAUUUUAUUGCAGGCUUUGAAGGAGGGUUGUUGGGUUUUGCUGGAUGAACUUAAUCUUGCUCCACAAUCUGUCUUAGAGGGUUUAAAUGCAAUAUUGGAUCAUCGAGCUGAGGUUUUUAUUCCAGAACUUGGUCGUACUUUUAGUUGCCCGGCAUCUUUCCGAGUUUUCGCUUGUCAGAAUCCUUCUUCUCAAGGCGGUGGGAGGAAGGGGCUACCGAGGUCUUUUCUUAAUCGUUUCACUAAGGUAUAUAUUGAUGAGUUAGUUGAGGAGGACUACCUUUUCAUCUGCAGCUCACUUUAUCCAUCAAUUCCAUGUCCUGUACUUUCAAAUUUGAUCUCAUUUAAUAGACGGUUACAUGAGGAUACCAUGUUGCAUCACAAGUUUGCUCAGAAUGGAUCACCUUGGGAGUUUAAUCUGCGUGAUGUGCUUCGGUCAUGCCAAAUCCUACAAGGUACACCAGUUGGUAGCUUCAUCAAUCUUAUCUAUGUUCAAAGAAUGCGUACUGCAGCUGAUCGCAGACAAGUUAUGCAGCUGUAUGAACAGGUUUUUGGGGUUAAACCAUCUAUAAAUCCUUUCCCAAGAGUGCAGCUCAAUCCUGAUUACUUGAUUGUUGGGAGUGCUGCUAUUAAAAGAAAAUUUUCACAGCCAUUGAGUGAUUCUAGUCAGCUGAAAGUUCUGCCCAGUGUUCGUUGCAAUUUAGAAGCUGCUGCACAUUGUGUACAACGAGGAUGGUUGUGUAUCUUGAUAGGCCCACCAUCAUCUGGAAAAACUUCAUUGAUAAGGUUGCUGGCUGAGCUUACUGGCAAUGUACUACAUGAAUUAAAUCUGUCAUCAGCAACUGACAUUUCUGAACUGCUUGGAUGUUUUGAGCAAUAUAAUGCCCUUCGUGAUUUUCGCUUGGUUGUUGCUCAAGUUGGUCGUUUUGUUAAUGAGUAUAGCAGUAUGGUAUUGGAGACCUCAAUGAAGACAUUCUUACAUGACAGAAAGGAUUUAAUUGCCAGAUGGCUUGCUUUUUUAUCUGAUGUUAAUUCUGACUUAGUGCCAAGUUCUUUUAUGUGCUCUGAGAUUUCGGAUGGCUUUUACAAGUCUCUUUCUUCAUUGAUUGAAAUUAUUGAACAGCUGAAGUCCGAUUUAGGAAAAAAUGUUUUGCCAAUUUCAUGGGCAAGAGAGGACCUGGAAAGAACCAUGAAAACCAUAUUGAAAUUGCAAGAGCACAUGAAAAGGCCGUCUUCUGUUAAGUUCGAAUGGGUUACGGGAUUAUUGAUAAAGGCUAUAGAGAAUGGAGAAUGGAUUGUUCUUGAGAAUGCAAAUCUUUGUAAUCCUACGGUUCUUGAUAGAAUAAACUCUUUGGUGGAACCAGAUGGAACAAUUACUGUAAAUGAGUGCGGGUUUGUUGAUGGAAAACCUGUUGUUCUCCGCCCACACUCUAAUUUUCGAAUGUUUCUCACUGUAAACCCAAGCUUCGGUGAAGUAUCUCGAGCGAUGCGAAACAGAGGUGUUGAAAUAUUCAUGAUGGAUCCGUAUUGGAUUUUUGAGGAAGGAAGUGGAUAUAAUUCUGAGGAGCUAGAGAUGAAAGAUGUGCAGAGAUUUCUUGUUCUUGCAGGCAUUCCUGGCGUUAAGUUGGUUGACUCAAUGGCCAAAGCACAUGCCUAUGCUAGGAAUGAAGGUUUAUGUCUUAAUGUAUGCAUCACUUAUCUUGAGCUUGCACGGUGGGUUCAAUUAUUUCAGCACCUUCUCAUGAAUGGUAAUCAGCCGCUAUGGAGCCUCCAAAUAAGUUGGGAGCAUACCUAUCUUUCAUCUUUUGGCGAGGCUGAAGGGAUUAAUAUUGUCAAUCAUGCGAAGAAUGCUUAUUUGUCGGUGACUGAAUUGCAUGCAUCCAAUUCAUCACUGGAGUCUUCUCUUUGUUUACCUGGAGGGUGGCCAAUACCGUUAACUUUGAGAGAUUUUACAUGGUAUUCAAAAGGGGCCUUGGUCAAGCAGAAUUGCUCAUAUUUGGAGUUCUUGGGAGCACACUAUGCAUCACAUGAACUUGCUAUUGGUAUCUGUCCUGUUGAGGACAUGUUACAUAGGUUUGGAUGCAAGCGAACAUAUCUAUUGAACUCUAAGAUGUUACAUAGGACUCUCUAUCCUCAUGUUUCUAAAAGAUUGACUUCAGACUCUGAUGACAAAAAGGAAUUUAACUUAAAUGUUGUAGAUAAGAUGUUGUUGUUCGCUGCAAACUGGGUAAUUGAACAGGCAACAGAAGAUGAUUUUCAGCUGUAUCUUAAGUGGUUUAGCUGGUUUAGUUUUCAAUUGGAGCCAUAUGGUCAGUUUUUCGAAUCUUUUUUAACUUCACUUGAACAGGAAAGGAGGCAUCCGAUUUGGACCUAUAUAAUUCACUGUCGUCAAGAGCUUAUAUCACUUAAUCAAGUAAAUACAAACUUGCAUCCAACCACUAUGCUUUCUCUAGAAUUAUUUAAUUUAACUUCAUCAGAUCAUUUGUCAAAUUCAUCAAGUAAGCUCCUGUAUGAUGCUGUUCGCUGUGUGGGCCUACUCAGACUUAGUUAUCAACAAUGGAACACUGAAAGUAGGCAUAAAUACACAGAUGAGUCACAUUGUUUCAUACCUUUUCUGGAAGCUCUUCAUAGUUUGGAGGAGGAAGUCUUAAGAAUGCUUGUUGGGUCUACUUCUUUUGAUUUGUUAUAUGAUUUUUACACCAAUCUCCUUGAAGAUCAUAUACUGUUCUGGGAAGCUCUUAUCUCAUGGCAGCUUGAGGGCUUGCUGUUAUCUGGGCGUUCAUUAUUAAAAGAUGCUGAAAAGCUGAAGGAAUUUUGCCCUACUGCAGUUAAGAAUAUGCUGGAAACUAAGAAUCUUGCUGAACCUUUAUCGUUGCGUUUCGAUUGGGAGAGAUCACUGCUAUGGGUUCAUGGGGGUCACCCAAUACUGCCUCCAUCUCCCAAAUUGUAUUAUCAACAGCGUCAGCUUUUACAGUUUUGUGAGUUAGUUUGGCCAACAAAGGGAAAAUUAUGCACUAAGGCAAACGAGAUUCCUAUUGAGAUUGUUGUUUCUGUUGAUCCUGAACUUCGCUUCAUUGCAUUGGAAGGCAUUUGCAUGUCAUCCUUUAUUAUGGGUAAACGUGAUGAAGAUGAAAUCCAUGUUUCUCAUCAAAUGGGGGAGGUGUAUCAGAUGCUUUUGAAACGGUUUGAACAUGAGAAAUGCAAAUUGUUGAGCAAAUAUGGGACUGGUGAAGCUAUUUUUGGGGCAAACUCUACUGCAUGUGAUUUUGGUUCUGAAAUGUUGUGUUCAAGGUCUGGUUUUGACAGUUGGCUGGAUAUACAUCCGAUAGUUGACUGUGCUAGUUGUUUCCUAGAUAUGGAGCUACUUCAAGAGUUAUCAUUGCUCAUGUUUGUUGAUAGUGUGGACCUACAACGAAAGGGUUUAGUUGAUCUGUCUAGCCUUCUGGAUUCUAACCUGAAACAUUCCCUGACUUAUUCAACAAGGCCUCCGCAAUCUUUUGUACCACAUCAAAAGCUGUUAUGGUUAAUUGAUGCAUGGACAUCAGUGGAUGCAGUGCAUGCAAAAGUUUCUAGUUUUGUAUUAGAGAUGUGGUUUUGGUGGCAUUCAUUUCUGUGGAGCCAGUUCACUGAUCCUGUCAAGAAUUUCUCAGUAAUUGACGGUUAUGAUGUUCCGCUACCAAAUGCACUUUUUCAGCCUGUGAGAACAGCUAGCGUUGCCAAAAUAUUGCAAAGUACACAUGAUAUCAAGGACUUUUCUGUGCUUUCUAUGAAGCUUAAGGUUUCUUCAUGUGUUCUCUCUCAAAUUUCUUCCCCAAGGACGGAUAUAUGUAACUUUCUUUUUUCUGCUGCUCGCUCUCUUUUCCAACAGAUUAUUUAUUCACAUAAAAAAUCAUUUGAUGCUGAGAAGUUUGCUGCCAUCAAGUCUAUUCUCUGUUCAUCUUCUAACAGUGUGACGGACAAAAGUAUAGAGCUUGUGAGCUUGCUUAUUGCAUCAUCAAGUCAUCAAUGUCUGAAGUCGUUGAUCCCUUUACACAUUGAUCCACUACUCAAAGGACUAUAUCUUAAUGGCUCAUCUCCUGAAUCGUACUUGGAUCUUGGUAUUGCUUGGAUGCAUAUUGGAGGAUUACGUUUUCAACUCUUGCUUAGAUGUGAUAGUAUGGAUCCUGCCAAAAAAUAUUCAUGGAAAUUGUCCCAUUUAGAAGAAAAGAUUGUUUCUUCUAAACUUGAGAUGAAGGUGCGGCAAGAAUGCAAUUAUUUGGCCGGAUGGUCUUCAUCUAAAGAAACUGAUAGCAGGAUGUCCCAAGCAUUAGAAAAGCUUGAAAUUGAACGUAGGAAGCUGCUACGGAAGAUUGUUUUCCGCCCUGAUCCUGCAAAAUUCAAAGCACUGAGAAAAGAAUGUGAUGAGUUUCUUGUACUUGUUGAUUCUUCUACGAGUUUGGUCAAAAAUACUGAAGGCAUGGAGUUGCAACAGAUUGUUGACAAAGUGUGCAACUGGCAGGAGACAGCCAGCUGUUUCAUUGAUCGUUUGUCAAUUGAAUAUUCCGAGUAUAUUGAUGUAGCCCAGCCAAUUCAAGUGGCUGUAUAUGAAAUGAAGCUGGGCUUAUCACUUGUUCUGUCGAGUGUGUUGCAGAAAAAAUAUCUUGACAGAAUUCAGGAGGACAAUAUGGAUAGAGUAAUGGAGUCGAUCCACUCGUUUAUGAGGUUCCCAAGGGGCUGCCCAUCUGAGUUAGUUUCUGUCAAUGACAGGAGGCUGCCUAUGUUUUCUUCCCUUGACAUGCCUUGUAUUACAAAAUUCUCCGAAAGGGAGUUGAGCUUGUUGGAAAAGUUGGUUACCAUUUCCAGUGAUGUCAAAACUGAAAAAGGAUCUGUUUUGCAACUGAAAGCUGCUCUUUAUAAUAACGUUCUUAUUCGUAUUGCACAUUUGGUGGCUACUGCAAAGUUGAUGGAUGAUGCAUCUUUUAUGCUAUUGGACAAAAUCUUCUCUGGAUUUGCAACCAUUUGGAUGCGUAUGAAAAUUGAGGGGAAGAAUCAAGAAGACCUUCAUGGUCAAUCUUUUAAGUUCAGACCUCGGGCAUUUAGAAUUGAAAAUGUGAUGGAAGUGGAUAUAUCAGCUUUGGGCAAGUUGCUUUCAAGUGACAACUUCACCGAAUGGCAACAAUUGCUGUCUGAUGAAGAAUCCACUGAAAUAAUGGAAGAGGGAGAGAGAAAUGAAAAUUUACAGGAUGAAUGGAGCCUAAUGGAAGAAUCUAUUCUGAUUAACAUGAUCCAUAUACACAAUCAAUUGUUUGGGUCCAGUGAUCUUGUCCUUACUCCUGGAUCUUUUCAAAUCACUGAUGUGGACAGAUUGCAUUCCUUCUGUGGCUCUUACACUUUGGGAGUUGGAAUGAUCAAAGGUUUUGGAGGUCUAUUUUCUUCCACUUUGGAUGCCAAACUUGUGCCGGAGCAUCUACUUCGACUCUGGUGGGAGUAUGAGGAGAAGUUUCCUUCAUCUCAUAAAGCAGCUUGCAAAUACAAUUUUUACAAGGAUUCAAAUACUUACGUAAUGGCCAAAAUGGUGGAGUUACUCAUUACUCUUAAGAAGCGAGUUCUCACUCUUUUAAGUGAAUGGGAAGAUCACCCUGGUCUACAAAAAGUCCUGGAUGUGAUUGAAAUGCUUUUGGCUAUUCCUCUGUGCACCCCUUUAGCUAAGGCUCUAUCAGGAUUGCAGUUUCUGCUUAACAGGACCCGGAUUUUACUGGAAAAUGGAUCAAAGUUUUCUCUCUCUGAACAACUUGAACCCCUUAUUUCUUUGGUGUGCUCGUGGCAAAAGAUGGAGUUUGACUCUUGGCCUGUGUUGCUUGAUGAGGUUCACGACCAAUGUGAUGUAAAUGCUGCGAAGUUAUGGUUUCCGCUUUACUCUGUUCUUCAUCCAAGGCAUUCCUCUGAUUCUGCCGGACAUGAUCAGUCUACAAUUGCAAGUUUGGAGGAGUUCAUUCAAACAUCAAGCAUAGGUGAAUUCAGGAAGCGCCUUAAACUUCUUUUUGCAUUCCUGGGACAAAUAAUUAGUGGUAGAAGUCUUGGAAUAUAUUCAAGCCCUUGGCAAGAGGAAAAUAUCAAAAUUUUGUACAACAUAUUUGGAUUCUAUGUGCAGUUUUUACCGCUUGUAAUGGAGUUGAUAGAAGCUAAUAGAAAAAAAAUAGAGACUGAACUGAAAGAUCUUCUGAAGUUGUGUCGGUGGGAUCGUUUUGAGAGUCAGUUGUCCUUUGAUCACUUGAGAAAGCCUCGGCAGAAGAUCCAGAAACUAAUACAGAAGUAUAGUGAUAUGUUGCAGCACCCUAUUAUGCUUAUUCUUAAUGAAGAGGCGGGGCAGAAAGGAUUGAAAAUUGUUUCAAUGCAAAGCCCAAAGCCACUCAACAAUACCUCUGAGAGCAUUAGGAUGUUAAAUUCUGUUUUAAAUCUGACACAGUUUAAUGAUGAAUACAGGUCUCUGUGGUAUACCAACUGGGGCAAGAAAGUAAAUGACACCCUUCAAAACUUGCACCUUGAGAAGAUAACUGAAUUACAUUUUAUUAAUUCUGAAGACAUUGCAGGUGUCACCAGGCAGUUCUCCUUCUCCCAAAAUGCAUGUUUAUCUUUCCAGGAUGAGUGGAAUGGUUUGUGGCACACACUUGAAAAAAUAGGUAGAACGACUAUGGAUUGUGGUGACCUUUGGAUGGAUGUUAACAGAAGUCAAGGGAAGAAGAGGGCGUUGUCUGAGCUUCUAAAGCUUUUAGAAAGCACUGGGCUACAUAGACACAAGUUUGAAAUUAUGGAGAUAUCAAAUCCUUCAAGCUGGUUAUUCCUUCAGCCCUCGUAUGAUGCAAAGCAUUUGUUGAUGGCACGAACUAGGCUACCUAAUGGAGUUGCUGAUGUUGCUUCUAAUGUGGAAAAAUGUUUGCCGAAGGAAAAUCUGGAGUCUGAAUGGAAAAGAGUUAAUGAGUUUUACUUCAAAAGCUUGGCUGCAGUGCAGGUUCUUCAACAGAUUCGCCUGAAACAUCAUCAAGAUUUUACAUCUGAGCAGGUUAGCCGGUCGGUUUCUUAUCUUAGCCAUCUUUUAAUUAUACUACAAAUGCAAAGAGAAGCUGCCUAUGAUUUUGCCAGACAAUUAAACACUUUGCACAAAUAUGCCACUGCUCUGGAAAGUUCAUUUUCGCUUUGCACGGAUUCUUUUGGAAAGACAAAUGGAGGUUGUGUUUUUGCUAAAAGUCAACAUGCCACCUUUAACAGCUUGUGGCAACAGAAGCAACUGUUUGAUAAUCUGGACGCAAUGUUGAUUGAAGAGUCUCUGUUGCUCAGAACUGUAGAAUCUACCCAUUUGAACUCUUGUCAAAAUGUCAAAGCUGUAGCAAAUAGGGUCCUUGGUGUCAUUGAAGAAUUUAUUCCAACUUUAAAGAAAUCUAAGGAAUUAUUGGACAACUAUUUUGUUGGUUGUGAUGGAUCUAUAGUCACUUUGGCUGGUACCAUUCAUCCUUGUGUGAUUUCGGAACAGAUGGAACAAUUGGUGCUUCAUAACUUCCAAGUGCUUCAGGAGUUUGAGCAGAAGCUUUCUGUUUCUGUCAAGGGAGAUUUUGAAAAAAAUUCAAUUAUAGAGUCCGUGCUCAGUCAUUUUGGUGAAAGAUUCAAGAAGGGGAAGUUGAUCGCCGAAUGGUUUAGGAUAGCCUUUGACAAGGAGAGUGAAUGCAAAAAUCUUCAUGAGCUAGCUGGUCCUUGUGAAAAGUGUCCUGAACUUGAGGCUCAGUUUGGUGAUGCCUUCAAAAGAACAAUUACUCAUGUUAUGGACGUGUUGCAAAAGUUAGGUUCACUGGAUAACCAUGUACCUCAACCUGAAGCUCAAUCAGCGAGUAUAACAGCAUGGGAGUCCCUAUUUAAAUCUGUAAAUUUGAGAGUGGAUGAACUAUGUGAUAAGGUUCUUGAAACAAUCCAGUUCGCAGAAUAUCUGAUAAAUCAUUCUGGCAAGAAUGUUUUCAGUCUCUCUUUGCAUUGUGGAACACUCUUAAAGUGCAUACAUGCCUUGCUGGACUUAAUAUCAAGCUUUAGUGAUAGUUUCCUUGAAGACUUCUUAGUUAUGCAUAAAACAGUUUCUGUAGUUACUCAUGGACUUGCAAAUAUUUUAGCUGCAUUGUUUGCCAAAGGAUUUGGUGUUUCACCGAAAGACCAGGAAGAUGAUACCAGUCAUGAUAUGACUAGAGAUGCCAGUGGGACAGGUAUGGGGGAAGGUGCUGGGGUAAAUGAUGUCAGCGACCAGAUAAAUGAUGAAGAUCAGCUUCUUGGGGCAUCUGAAAAGCCAAGUGAAGAACAAGAUGCCUCAAAUGAUGUUCCAAGUAAGAAUGAAAAAGGAAUUGAGAUGGAGCAGGAUUUUGCUGCUGAUACAUUUAGUGUCAGUGAGGAUGACUCUGGAGAGGAUAAUGACGAAGAUACUGAGGAUCAGCAAUUGGAAUCUGCUAUGGGGGAAACUGGAGAAAAGAGUGAAGUGGUUGAUGAGAAGCUUCAGGACAAGGAUGAUGAUGAGAAUCCAAAUAACAAUGAAAAGUAUGAAUCUGGGCCUUCAGUUAGGAACAGUGACAUGAGCAGUAGGGAGUUCAGAGGCAAGGAAGAUUCUGCUGGUAAUGCUGAUGAACCUGAAGAAAAUAAAAUGAAUGAACUUGGGAAGGAAACUGGUGAGAGUGAAAAUCAGGCUGAUGUCGAUGAGAAUGAGAACAUUGAAGACAUGAACUUAAACAAAGAAGAGGCAUUUACUGAUCCAACUGGAUUGGAACUUGACGAGCUGAAUCAAAAUUCUAGUGAAGAUAUCAACAUGGAUGAAACUGAUGUUAAGGAAGAUGAUGGUGCUGACGAGGAAGAAGAAUCUGCUAAAGAUGGCACUGAUGAAGGUAACUCAAAUCCUGUUGAUGAAACUAAUGAAGAGAUGGAGAGUGAAAGACAUGAUGGAGCUGCUGAAAAGGAUGAUAUGGUGGAUGCUACUUCUGAGAAGGAUGAUCUUGGUGGCGAUCAGGAGGAUCCUGAGAUGAACCAAAUGGCUGCAAAGAAAAAUGUUUCUGAAUCGGAAAUUUCUGAUCUCAAUAGUGAUCCUGUUCCUGAUGGGGGAACUGCGACUCAGCCAAACAGUGAGGCAUUGGAUGUGAGUAAUGUUGCACCCGAAGCAAACUGGGCUAAUAGCAGUGAUGUCUACAAUGACCUUGCUCAGAGAAAUCUUCCCUCCACUAACAAGUCCGACUUGAAUAUCAUGGUUGCUGACUCAUCAGAUAGUGGGAAGUUUGGUGAUGAUCAUCCAAAAUCAGAGUUUCCUCGCCCAGAUGAUGCUCCAUUUAAGAAAAAACAAUCAAACCCUUACAGAAAUGUUGGAGAUGCCCUUCAGGAGUGGAAAGAAAGAGUCAACAUCUCUGUUGAUCUUCAGGAUGGUAAUGAGGAGUCACAGGAAGAAAUUGAGGAUGAGAAUGCUAACGAAUAUGGUUUUGUCUCUGAGUUUGAAAAAGGAACGGCUCAGGCACUGGGACCUGCUACAGCUGAGCAGAUGGAUGCUGAUGUCAAUGUCAAGAAGCCUGAUGAAAAUACUGUUUCGGAAAAGGAAGAUGGUAUCAUUGAUAUGGAAAUAGAUGAGAAAAAUCCUGAAGAGCAUCCUAUUAAGCACUCUUCCUCCGUCAUUAAAAAUAGGGAGAAGGAACAGGUUCAGGUUUCUGAGAUAGAGGAGCAAGCAAAUCAUCUAUCCCAUGGAGACUGUAGUCAUGAUGAUGGUGAUCAAAGAAACAUUUCAGAGGGCUUGAUCUCUGUAAAGAAGUCUUACUUGAGUGAGGAUGUAUAUCAACUCAACAGACUUUCAAUAGGUGAAGAGGAGAUGGGGCAAGUCCAGGACCUUGAAGAAGCUGCAGGUGAUGUAAAAAAUAAUGCAACUGCUCUUUGGAAAAGAUAUGAGCUGCUUACAACAAGACUAUCCCAUGAGUUGGCUGAACAGCUACGUCUUGUUAUGGAACCCACUCUUGCCAGCAAACUCCAAGGGGAUUAUAAGACUGGCAAAAGGAUUAACAUGAAGAAGGUCAUUCCAUACAUAGCUAGUCACUACCAGAAAGAUAAAAUAUGGCUAAGGCGAACCAAGCCAAAUAAGCGAGAUUACCAAGUUAUUAUUGCAGUUGAUGACUCUCAUAGUAUGGCAGAAAGUGGUUGUAGUGAGGUUGCUGUUAAAGCUUUAGUGACUGUUUGUCGUGCCAUGUCUCAAUUGGAAGUUGGAAAUUUGGCUGUUGCCAGCUUCGGGAAGAAAGGAAACAUAAGGUUGUUGCAUGAUUUUGAUCAACCCUUCACUGGUGAAUCAGGUGUUAAGAUGAUUUCUAGUCUGACAUUCAAACAAGAGAAUACUAUCACGGAUGAACCAGUUGUUGAUCUGUUGAGGUUUUUAAAUAAGAAGCUGGAUGCUGCAGUUACAAAUGCAAGACUUCCUUCUGGACAAAACCCUCUACAGCAACUUGUACUAAUUAUUGGGGAUGGCCGGCUACAUGAGAAGGAGAACUUGAAGCGUUGUGUUAGGGAUGUCUUAAGUAGUAAGCGAAUGGUUGCUUUCCUUAUUCUUGAUAGCCUGCAGGAAUCAAUCAUGGAUCUUCAGGAGGUAAUAACUAGUCAGGACAACAACAAUCAAUUUAAAAUCUCAGUUUCGAAAUAUCUAGAUUCUUUUCCCUUCCCAUACUACGUCGUGUUGAGGAAUAUUGAAGCACUUCCAAAGACCCUAGCUGAUUUAUUAAGACAGUGGUUCGAGCUCAUGCAGAGUUCAAGAGACUAGACACAUUUUUCGAUUGAAGGAUGGAGAUGUGGAGAGGUUGAAGGGAUCACAAAUGAGGAAAUAUCCAACAAACUGUAUAAGCUAAUUUGGGAGUUGCCUAGGAGAGACUGAAGAUGAUGAUCCAGUCCAUGUACUUUACAGGUACAAAUAUGAUAAAGACAGUUUGUAUAUGGAAGCCAGCUAGAUAAGCUUCUUUGUGAAAUUGUCAUAUCAUUUUUUUUAAUAGAAAAAAUAUAUAUAGAAACAUUAAACUGGUUAAAAUGGGUAAACCAGUUUAACAUAGGUGUAUAGUUGGAUGUUUACUACUUCGGGAAAGAAGAUAAAAGUUGUGGUCGAAAGGGCCAACCCAACCAUCCUCAACUUUUAUGGUCCAAAUGUGAGAUAUCAUACCAUUUGGUCACCAUCAUUUGGCACACAGUAUUGGUAAUUUGCAUUAAUAAAUUUACUUAUAUUGAAAUAA